Messenger RNA from Vombatus ursinus (common wombat), 1514 nucleotides. RefSeq names its product lysosomal protective protein-like. Gene Ontology annotation, biological process: proteolysis. The transcript has 12 exons. Gene Ontology annotation, molecular function: serine-type carboxypeptidase activity. The record is from RefSeq and is a predicted model, not a curated record. NCBI's taxonomy places the organism in Eukaryota, Metazoa, Chordata, Mammalia, Diprotodontia, Vombatidae.
AUGCAACUAUUGUGCAGCCUGCUGGCCCUCUCCAGCCUAUGCUGGUGCCUCAGCACCAGCCAAUAUGCCCCAGACCUUAUCACCUCUUUUCCUGGCCUGGCUGAUCUACCCAACUUCAAGGAGUGGUCUGGCUACCUCCAAGCUGGUUCUGACAAAUACUUCCAUUACUGGUUUAUGGAGUCCCAGGGAAACCCUGAGUCUGGCCCCUUGGUGCUGUGGCUGAAUGGAGGCCCUGGCUGCAGAUCGAUGGAAGGCUUAUUGGCAGAGAAUGGCCCUUACAGGAUAAAUGAUGAUGGCUCCCUCUACAUGAACCCCCAUUGUUGGAAUCUAGUGGCUAACGUGCUGUACCUGGAGUUACCGGCUAGAGUGGGCUAUUCCUACUCCUCUAGCCAGAACUACAAAAUUAAUGAUCAGCAGGUGGUGGCUGAUAAUUGCCAGGCCUUACCAAAUUACCUUAUGUUCUUCACCAAAUUCCCUAGCUUCACCAGCAAUGACUUCUAUGGCAGGGUCUAUGUGCCCUCUGUCAGUGCUCAAAUUGUUAAUGGUCCAGCCUCCAUCAAUUUCGAAGGCUUUGGUGUAGGGAACGGAAUGAAUAACUAUUAGCUCAAUGAUGAGAUGCUCCUUGAGUUCAGUUACUACCAUGGCAUCAUUGGAGACAACCUCUGAGACUCCUUGAACACCUCCUGCUGCUCCGAGGACGCCUGCAACUUCUAUAACAGCACCCAAGACACCUGCUUCGAUUCCAUCCUGGAGGCGUACAGAAUGAUCCAGGGGGUGGGCCUCAAUGUCUACAACCUCCACUCACCAUAUUGGGGGACUGCAGGAUAUCAGGAGCGCUACGCCGCUGACAUGAGCAACCUGUAUAGCAAAUACCAGUUCAGCGUGGCAGUGCCGCCUCUAGGAGUGCCCAUCCCUGGAAUCCCCAGGUGCAUCAGUGCCACAGCUAUGUAUGUGUGGUUGAACCAGGACAACGUGAGGCAGGCCGUCCAUAUUCCUGUAUUCCUUCCCAAUUGGGAACCUUGCAGCACCCAGGUGACUUCUCAAUACCAGAGGCAGUACAUGGAUAUGGCUCCCUUCUGCCAGGAGUUACUGCAGAGCAACAUCCGUGUCUUGGUGUACAAUGGAGACACUGACAUGGCUUGCAACUUCUUGGGAGCAGAGAAGUUUGUGGAGUUCCUAAACCAGCCCGUGAUGACUCUCUACCGGCCUUGGUACUAUAAGAGGCAGGUUGCUGGAUUCUUCAAGGAAUAUGAGCAAAUCACCUUCCUCACUGUCAAGGGCACUGGACUCAUGGUUCCCCAUUACCGACCUGCUCAGGCUCUGAAGAUGUUUGAGUCUUUUCUCAGGAACACCACAUACCUGUGAUCUUCCUCUGCUGCUGAUACUUCUCAGGCUGCCCAUGCUAAUCUUGAGAUAGCAGACCUGGGGUCCUUGAAAAACUCCCACAAUUGGUAGCUCACCCAGCAAUCCCAGCUUACCCAAAUGAACAAUACUUUGCAAAUUUUCAAGGACUG